AUGGCCUCGCAACUGCAGCACCAGGAGGAGAAGCCCUCCAUCCGCCAACGCGGCACCGACGCCUUCAAGUGGGCGAUCGGCUACAAUGACAACGAGAUCAACCGCGUCGGCGUGCCCGUCGUCAGCAGUCGCGACUGGCUCGGCAACAUCUUCCGCCACCCGGGCUCCAAGGCCAACGACUACUUCGACAGCCUCUUCCCCUUCCGCAAGUGGAUCGCAUCGUACAACACCCAGUGGCUCAUCGGCGACAUUAUCGCCGGUAUCACCGUCGCCCUCGUCGUUGUGCCCCAGUCCAUGUCCUACGCAAAGCUCGCAGGCCUCAAGCCCGAGUUCGGUCUCUACUCGUCGUUCGUCGGCGUCAUGAUCUACGCCAUCUUCGCCACCUCCAAGGAUGUCACCAUCGGCCCCGUCGCCGUCAUGUCGCUCCAGACGUUCAAUGUGGUCCAGCACGUCUUGCAGCGCACGCGCGAGUGGGCGCCCGAGACCAUCGCCACCGCCCUCGCCUUCCUGUGCGGUGUCAUCUGUCUCGGCAUCGGUCUGCUGCGGCUGGGUUUCAUCAUCGAGUUCAUCCCCGCUCCCGCCGUGGCUGGAUUCAUGACGGGCUCCGCCAUCCAGAUCGCCGCCGGUCAGGUGCCCAAGCUGCUCGGCCUGUCCAAGGUGCAGACCAACAGCAAUCCCGCCUACCAGGUCAUCAUCGACACGCUCAAGGCUCUGCCCGACACCAACAUCAACGCGGCGUUCGGUCUGCCUGCGCUCGUCUUCCUCUACUGGAUCAAGUGGUUCUGCGGAUGGCUGCCUACGCGAUACCCGCGCACCGCCCGCACCAUGUUCUUCGUCUCGGUGCUGCGUAACGCUUUCGUCAUCAUCGUCUUUACGGUCGCUUCGAGAAUCUGGCUCGGCCACUACUCGAACCCCAAGAAGUACCCCAUCUCCAUCCUCCUCACCGUGCCGCGGGGAUUCAAGCACAUCGGUCAGCCCGUCCUCAACACGCGCCUGCUCUCGGACCUUGCCCCCCGUCUGCCCGUCUCGGUCGUCGUGCUGCUGCUCGAACACAUCGCCAUCGCUAAAUCGUUUGGUCGUCUCAACAACUACAAGAUCAACCCCAACCAGGAGCUCGUCGCCAUCGGCGUCACCAACCUCGUCGGUCCGUGCUUCGGCGCUUAUGCGGCUACCGGUUCGUUCUCGCGAACGGCGAUCAAGUCCAAGUCCGGCGUGCGCACCCCGCUUGCCGGUUGGUUCACCGGUAUCCUCGUGCUCAUCGCCAUCUACGCGCUCAGCGGCACGUUCUACUGGAUCCCCAACGCCGUCCUCUCCGCCGUCAUCAUCCACGCCGUCACGGACCUGGUGGUGCCGUUCUCGGUCUCGUACAAGUUCUGGCUGAUCAACCCUUUCGAGCUCAUCAUCUUUGUGGGUGCUGUGGUUGCCACCGUGUUCUCGGGCACCGAGACGGGUGUGUACGUGUCGGUGGCGGCUUCGCUUGCGCUGCUGCUCAUCCGCAUUGCCCGCCCCCGCGGUCGAUGGCUCGGCAUCGUGCGUGUUCACCACGGCACCACCGCGCCCAACGAGUCGGCUAUUACUCUGUCCCACCGCGAUGUGUUUGUGCCGCUCGACGACAAGGACGGCAUGCGCGACCCGUCGAUCCACGUCGAGCCUCCCCCGCCCGGCGUGCUCAUCUACCGCUUCGAAGAGGCCUUUACCUAUCCGAACGCCUCGCACCUGGCCGAUCUGCUGAUUGACAGGGUUAAGGAGACUACGCGUCCGGGAAAGCCCGCUUCGUCACAGCGUCUGGGUGACCGUCCGUGGAACGAUCCCGGUCCGCCCAACCCGCACCUCGUCAAGGCGGCACGGGCCGUCACCUGCCGAGGCCGCAAGAACGCGCUCGAUGACUCGGAUGCGCUUGCUGCCGUCCGCGACACACGCCCCAUCCUGCGCGCUAUGGUCUUUGACUUUAGCUCGGUGAGCAACAUCGACACCACGUCCGUGCAGACGCUCGUCGACGUUCGCACUGCCGUCGAGCGGUAUGCCGACGCCAAGGUCGAGUUCCACUUUGCCAACAUCCUUUCCCCCUGGAUCCGACGAGGCCUUCUUGCCGGUGGCUUUGGACUGGGCUUCCCUUCAAAGCGCAUCACUGAUGUGGCGCCCGUUGUGUCGCAGCCGCAAAACGCCACGCUGAGUGCGCAGGAGUUGCAGAGGCGCGAGGAUGCCGAAGCCGCGCGCCGCGCCAAGGCCAUCGAACGUAUGAGCCACAAGAGCGCCAACGAAGGCUCGGCCUACCCGUUCAAAGGUCGCCCCACCAAGCCGCUCACCGAGCUCGAGGCCGGCCUUGCAGGCGAUGGUGCCGCCGCCAGCAGGAGCCGUGUCGACUUGCACGAUGACACGGACGACACUGAUCCCGACCGCAUCCUGACGACCCGCAAGGUCGCCAUUGGCGAGGCACUGUACGAUGUCCACACGCUCGAGGAGGGUCAGCGCGCCGAGUCGUCCAACUCCUCCCCGUCGCGAAACAGCCUCGAAAAGGAUGUUGAACAGGGUCACCGCGAGGACCGCAGACCUUCCAACCCCGAAUCCCAGGUGUCGGUGCCUUUUAUCUGGGGCAACGACCUCACGCCUUUCUUCCACCUCGACCUUUCCGCUGCCCUUGCAGCGGCUUCUGAGGGCAUCGGCGCAGACUCCCAGACCAGCUCCACCAUCGACAAGGGCCUCUAA
Molecule: messenger RNA, 2706 nt
Organism: Moesziomyces antarcticus
Lineage: Eukaryota; Fungi; Basidiomycota; Ustilaginomycetes; Ustilaginales; Ustilaginaceae
Product: sulfate permease
Exons: 1
Coding region: 1-2706 (901 amino acids)
Biological process (GO): transmembrane transport
Cellular component (GO): membrane
Molecular function (GO): sulfate transmembrane transporter activity
Source: RefSeq, a predicted model, not a curated record